AUGUGCAACCAACCACGCCCCCAGCUCCUCAACUUCAUCACCGGCAACGCGAACAAGUUGAACGAAGUCCGAGCGAUUCUCUCAGACGUGCCGGGCCUGGACCUGCAGAGUCGCAAUGUCGAGGGCGCGGAGAUUCAGGGGACGAUCGAGGAGGUGGCAAUGGAUAAGUGCUCGAGGGCUGCGAGGGCGGUCAACGGCCCGGUUCUGACGGAAGAUACGGCCCUCGAGUUCCAAGCACUGAAAGGGCUACCCGGGCCGUAUAUAAAAUACUUCCUCCAAGCCCUUGGCCACGAAGGCCUGAACAAUAUGCUCGCGGCAUAUGAAGACAAGACCGCCUUUGCCGUGUGUACCUUUGCGUACUGCGCCGGACCCGACCACGAGCCGAUCCUGUUUCAGGGUCGCUGUCAGGGCAAAAUUGUGCCGGCUAGAGGGCCACCUGUCUUUGGGUGGGACGCUGUUUUCCAAUUCGAGGACGGUCAGACGUACGCAGAGAUGGAGAAAGAGAAAAAGAAUUUGAUCUCCCAUCGCGGCAAGGCCCUAGCCAAGCUGAAAGCCUGGCUCGCCGGCGGUGACCUCGAGCCUUGA
Molecule: messenger RNA, 585 nt
Organism: Cladophialophora yegresii CBS 114405
Lineage: Eukaryota; Fungi; Ascomycota; Eurotiomycetes; Chaetothyriales; Herpotrichiellaceae
Product: Ham1 family protein
Exons: 5
Coding region: 1-585 (194 amino acids)
Biological process (GO): nucleoside triphosphate catabolic process
Cellular component (GO): cytoplasm
Molecular function (GO): nucleoside triphosphate diphosphatase activity
Source: RefSeq, a predicted model, not a curated record